UUAAUAUUACGGGCAAUUGAACAUCUCAUUAGUAAAGAUGAAGACAGCAUCCAGAAACUUGUUAAUCACGGCUUGGUUGUGAAGAUAAGUAUAUUUGUCUAAUUCUGAUUAAAAUAAACCUCUAAGUUACUGGUCAGGAUGAUAAUUUAUAAUCCGCUUGCUUUUUAAAUGUUGAAUUGGUUUGAGAUUUCGUCAGAGAAUCUUAAAGGACCGCACAAACCACCUAGGGACGCCAUGAAUCUCAUUGAAGUUUUCUACGAGGUUGCCAUGGGGCUGUGUCAUAUCACCAUUGCAGGCAGCAAUAAGAUCCUGGAUAUAUUUUUGCUGCGGUUUGGGGCUGUUGUUUUGGAUUAUGAAGUGGCUUUCUGUCUGCGUCUAGAGGCCAUCAGAACCAUAAACUCUAUGUUGGACAGCAGUCCCAAAGAUAUAAGGAAGAAACUCUGCCAGUCAGAUGACCACGUCGGGCUUUUAGAGGACUUGGCAAAAGCAUUGACAGACAUUGGUGAUUAUGAAAUGCAUGUAGCCAUCUCUGAAGCACUCUGCAGGAUGACACCAAGGAAACUAAGAGAAGACUUUGCUGGCAAAUGGUUCCGUUUCAGAAGUUUUGCUUCAGCUUUUACUUCAAUUCGUGACAAAGAUUUUGAAACUGACUGUAGGACAUUUCUGAAUGAACUCAAUAGUUAUUUUGGCAACUCAAGAAGAGUCUUCUCAUUCCCUUGUAUUCAGGCAUUUCUUGAUUCAGCUGAGUUGUUCAAGCCUGAAGAUGAGUUUUCUAAAGGAGAACCCAGCAUGAACAAAACAUCAGUGCCACAGACAUUUGCCAGUCCAUCUGCUGCAGAAACCAAAGUCAUCCAUCAGUGUUCCCCCUUGAGUGGACCAAGCAGAUCAAGAUCAAAAGUCAAAGGAACCCCAGGCCAAGACAUUUUUCAAUUUAAGGAUCAUUCAGAUUCUGAGGUGAUCCUUGAGGUGUCUCAAUGUCAGAGUGACACUUUUGACACAGACCGGUCAGGGAAGUCACAUGACAGGAAUCCAAAGACUAUAACAUUCAUGACUGCUUUGUGGAGGUACCAGGUUGCAUGUGCCAAGACUGUAUUGUUCUGUCAAAUGUCGUCAUCUAACGGGUCUACAAAAUCCCUCCCCAACACUCUGGGUAGAACUCCUGUUAAGAAGAAAAUGAAGGUGUUGCAUUCAGAUGAAUGGUGUAUCCGCAAGGACACUCCACACACUGUCUACAGCAGGAGAAAGCCCAGAGCUAAGGGCAAACUCAGAGUUCUUCCUCUUUCAUCACCCAGCAGUAAUGAGGAGUUCUCUAAGGUAGAAUAUCACUUUUCAGUAGAUUUUCAGUGGGGGGUAAAGAAGGGGAAAAAAAUGGCAAGUAAAGACUGGCAGUCUCAAGUCAAGCUAGGGAGAUCACUGAAUAUGGAAUCAUCCUUCUUCAGAGAGUCUACUGCUGAUUCAGGUUUUCAAAACAAGACUCUUUCUGAAACCAGUUUACCACUAGAGGAAAUUGAUAAUCUUAUUGAAGAGGUACAAGUUGAUUUCAAUAUGGUUGUUUAAUUGAGGACACGUAUUUGCUGCACAGAGCUGUAUGUGGGUCUGAAAGAGGACACGCAGCUGCACAGACACCCGACAUUCCAACCCAGAAGACUAUUCAUGUCUAGCCCACUAGAGGAUGCUGCAGAGCGAGUAACUGAAGCAUUUGCGGAUGAGGAGUCUGAGGAAGAGUUGGGUGCUGGUGUCAGAGCUGCAUUUAAUUCCUUUAAGACUCAGUUGAGAGCACACUUUACUAGCAGGUAUAAGAAGAUUGAAGCCAGAUCCCUGCAAUCUUUAACAGACUGUCAGAGAAAUGUGACUUCUCUCUUGGGAACUGUACACAAUCAAAGGUUGGUGCAUCUGGAGCAGUUCCAGAACACAGUGGUUCAGCAGUUGACAUGUUUGGAGCAGGACUGUCUGUCUCUCAAAACCAUAGAGAAAGAGACUGUGAAUUUCUGGCAGUCGGAGUCUGACACAGUUCGGGCAUUCUGUGAUAGACAGCAGAAGAGGCUGGAUUCUCUCCUCAUCCCAUAUGUGAGUGCUGAAUCACCAUUUAGUUUAUCAGCGAGAAGAGAGGUCAAAGUUACGGCGCCUGCCUCUCCUCAAGAUCCCACCACUCUAGAUCCCUCCUAGGACAAGGGUUUUUUUUUUUUUUGGACUGAAAAGUCUACUACUAAUUAAAGAAAUUUUUGUUUACUGGUGUAAAACAUCACAUGAUCAAAUUUAUUUCAUAUUGCAAGUGCUUUUAGUUUAUAAUAAAGACAAUCAUCAAGGUUUUCUGUGGUCAUUUAAAAAAAAAAAACAAAACAAAACAUGAUUUUAUAGGUUUGCACUAAAGACUUCCAUGAAAUUGAAGAUUUAUACCAUUUUGGGUCAUGUAUUAUACAAGCAGAUAUACACUGUGGUCUUCUAGCAAAACAGACAAAAAAUACUGAUGACUCAACCUGCAUGUCCAAUAAAAUUGUUUAUAGAAUAAGUUGGUCUGUCUGCUGAUAGCAACUGCCAAGACUUGCAAUAGGAUUUAACAUGUCCUGGUUCUUGGCUAUGCAAUUAAAGAGGUCAUGUGAUGCGAUUUCAAGUUUUUCUUUCUCUUUGGAGUGUUACAAGCUCUUGGUGCAUAAAGAAGAUCUG
Molecule: messenger RNA, 2664 nt
Organism: Cyprinus carpio (common carp)
Lineage: Eukaryota; Metazoa; Chordata; Actinopteri; Cypriniformes; Cyprinidae
Gene: sycp2l
Product: synaptonemal complex protein 2-like
Exons: 27
Source: RefSeq, a predicted model, not a curated record